AGCAGCAGAUGCUGGCCGGGCAGGAUGUCACAAUUGCAGGCCACAGUGCAGCCUGAGCCUGGGGAUCACAAUGAACUUGAAGUCAGGAGGAGGAAGAGGUCCACUAGAAAGAAAUUGCAAAAUGAUGUCUACGUUAGAGCUGGUUCUUGGAGGGAUUUGAGCACUAAUGAGAUGUCUUAUGGAUCCCAGAGAAAGAUUGCCGCCUUUCUGGACUCGUCUCACACCCUCAACUGGAAAGACUUGCUCUCAACGAUGCCAGAAUACGGUCCUCUACAGAUGCAGCAGUUAUCCCAGCAGGAAGUGAGAGGGAAGAGUCCCACUAUAUCACUGUUGAGCCACAUGGCAUCAAGAGGUAGGACUGUUGGCCAGUUGUAUGACUUUUGCAAUGACGAGGAGGAGCCUGACUACCAGUAUCUUAUAUGUGAAAGGACUACAAGUAAUAUAUAA
Molecule: messenger RNA, 447 nt
Organism: Amphimedon queenslandica
Lineage: Eukaryota; Metazoa; Porifera; Demospongiae; Haplosclerida; Niphatidae
Exons: 2
Coding region: 25-447 (140 amino acids)
Source: RefSeq, a predicted model, not a curated record